Cynoglossus semilaevis (tongue sole) is the source of this 3051-nucleotide messenger RNA. RefSeq names its product hippocampus abundant transcript 1 protein-like. Gene Ontology annotation, biological process: transmembrane transport. The record is from RefSeq and is a predicted model, not a curated record. Gene Ontology annotation, molecular function: transmembrane transporter activity. NCBI's taxonomy places the organism in Eukaryota, Metazoa, Chordata, Actinopteri, Pleuronectiformes, Cynoglossidae. The coding region runs from base 272 to 1840 and encodes 522 amino acids. Gene Ontology annotation, cellular component: membrane. The transcript has 12 exons.
UUGUGUGUGUUUCACUUCGUUUCUUAACGCUGUGCCAAACAGAGGCUGGACUGUGGCGAGUCAGUGACCGACGAGGAGGGAAAUUCACGGAAUAAUUUUACUGACAUUUCUGCGUACAAACACGUUGUCACUUAUUGUUGCCACACCUUCACCUUUAUAUCUCGGUUUUAUCUGAAAAAUUCAAAACGGAGCAAUUCUGGAAGCUGGCGGGGACCCGCGGCUGUGUGCCGCCGGGCAUGGAUGCUCGGUGAGCCGCAGCAGGUGUGAGGACAUGAUGGCGGAGCCUCCUGUGGGAACAGGCAGCAACAGCAAUAAUGGUACCGGUGGUGGAGGCAGAGUGUUACUGGUAAAGAGGCUGAACAUGAAGGACGGAGGGACAACGGGUAUUGGCCGGCCCAGUGUGUACCAUGCCAUUGUGGUGAUCUUCCUGGAGUUCUUUGCUUGGGGUUUGCUCACCACACCCAUGCUCACGGUUUUACAUGAAACAUUUCCUCAGCACACUUUUCUGAUGAAUGGACUCAUUCAGGGCGUGAAAGGUCUGCUUUCUUUCAUGUCUGCUCCUCUGAUUGGAGCAUUGUCUGACGUGUGGGGGAGGCGCUCUUUCCUGUUGGUUACUGUCUUCUUCACUUGUGCUCCUAUUCCACUGAUGAGGCUCAGCCCCUGGUGGUACUUUGCCAUGAUCUCCAUGUCUGGAGCUUUUUCUGUCACCUUCUCAGUCAUUUUUGCCUACGUCGCUGACGUGACAACAGAACAUGAGAGGAGUACAGCUUACGGACUGGUAUCAGCCACCUUUGCAGCAAGUCUGGUCACCAGUCCAGCCAUUGGUGCCUACCUGUCUGCCUGGUAUGGUGACAACCUGGUGGUUCUGUUGGCCACACUCAUCUCUCUGGCUGAUAUCUGCUUCAUCUUGCUGGCCAUGCCUGAGUCCCUGCCUGACAAGAUGAGGUUGAACACCUGGGGCGCUCCCAUUUCCUGGGAGCAGGCCGACCCAUUUGCUUCUUUAAGAAAAGUGGGCCAGGACACAACAAUUUUGCUCAUCUGUAUCACCGUGUUCCUGUCGUACCUGCCUGAGGCUGGACAGUAUUCCAGCUUCUUCCUCUACCUCAGACAGGUGGUAAAUUUCUCCUCCACCACCAUUGCUGUGUUUAUUGGAGUAGUGGGCAUACUGUCCAUUGUAGCACAGACCCUCCUCCUCACUCUGCUGAUGAGAAAUCUGGGGAACAAGAACACCGUUCUUCUGGGUCUGGGUUUCCAGAUUCUCCAGCUGGCCUGGUACGGCUUUGGAUCUGAGCCAUGGAUGAUGUGGGCAGCAGGUGCUGUAGCAGCCAUGUCCUCCAUCACCUUCCCUGCUGUCUCUGCUCUGGUGUCACAGUCAGCUGAUCCUGAUAAACAAGGUGUGGUCCAAGGGAUGAUCACAGGGAUCAGAGGUCUGUGUAAUGGUUUGGGUCCAGCUCUUUAUGGUUUCAUCUUCUUUCUCUUUGAUGUGGAGCUGAACACCAUGGACCCCAUUCAGGGAGAUUACAGCAUUGACCCUCUGCCUCUGCACAGUCCCACUGAGAGGGCACUAAUCCCUGGUCCUCCCUUUCUGUUGGGGGCAUGUACUGUUGUGGUGGCCUUCUUGGUGGCGCUCUUCAUCCCAGAGAAGCCCUCCACCUCUGCGUCCGCCUCCUGCUCCCAGCUGUCCCUCAGUGAUAAGGCCCAUCCUCACAGUAAAGAAUCCAUGUCCUCCUUGGCAGGUAUUCACGUCAACACGCCACUACCAGGAAGCGAUGAGGAGACUCCACCCACCACUGCCAGUGAUGAGGACUUUGAGCCACUGCUGCAGGACAGUAUUGUUUGAUGGACAGGUGGAAACAACUUUAGAGGGCGGUGCUAAAAUUAGACCAAGGAAAAAGGAGUAAAGAGCAGUUACAACCUUUCUUUACUGCAAUACUUAAAGCUUGACAUUGACAUCUUCGGCCAGAAGAUGGAGCUAAAGGGUGAAGAUAGACCUGGAGCAGAGGAAUAUUGUAAUUAGUCGUGAUGGCUCUGUAAAGAGCAGAGGAGUGCAAAGAUGUGAAUGUAUGAUGUCAGUACAGAAGACUUGAAGAGGAUCUAUUUAUUUAUGUAAUAUUUAUUGAUUUCUGAUCAGGCUCGGGACCAAAGGGACGACAUGGUGAAAUAUUUGGAUUAGAAAGGGGAGAGAAUGGGGAAUGUGCAGUCUCAUCGGACUGAGACAUUAGACAUAAGAGAGUUUAAUGUUACAAUUGGUUGUUUUGUUUUUUUCUUUAUCUUGAAGCUUGAAGUUGUUUUUUUCCAUAUUUUUUCCCCUGUAAUUCUGAUGUUAAAAUGAUGUCUGUGGUAUUUUAAGGCAUUGCAUAGAGAAAUGUGUCAAUUCAUUAACCAGGUACACUUCUGCAACAAAGUCCUGAGAAAAUAUGACUUCAAAUGAGACGGGAAUUGAUGGUCCACUGCUGCCCCCUGUGGUCAGUUGGUUUGAGCACAUUUAAACAUUCGCGUUCCAAAACGACACAUUUGAACUCGGUGCUAGAAACAGCAGUUGAUCAGCAACACCUGUCUGACAAGAAUACCAAAAACCUCAUCGUAAUGGGUCAUGUGGAAAAGUGUUUUUUUUUUAUCUUUAGGUUACUAUUGAGAACAAGUACUGUUUCUACAUGUACAGUAUUUCACCUGCUCUGAGCUAUAAAUACUCAGACAUGAAUGUGAAGAUAUCAAUCUGAAAGUACUGAGGUGACAAAUGAGUGACAAGUACCUAGAAUGUGUUUGUACAGUGUAGAAUAUAACUGGGCACAAACUCAUACUGCAGAGUAUAAAUGAACUACGUUACUAUGACUUUUUUUUCUUUUCUGUCUGUUGCUCUACCUCAUAUCAGUGUUUUUAAGUCACACUUAACCUGGAGUUUCUUACACUCCAUGACCUUUAUUUAAAUAUUGAAGUCACUUUAUAAAAUGUGCUGCUGAGCCAACAGGCUCUGAACAAGUAAGUUUUACACAUCAGUUCUUCAGUGUGUGUUUUACAACAGCUGAACAGUAAUAAACCUCCACCUUGUGA